GCGCCUGCGCACUGAGGCUUGUUAGUACGGCCAGAGACUGGUUUCCGGUUCCGGUGGGCUUGUCUCUCUCUGCUUGUGCGACGUGUCUCUGGCGGUGGGUGGCGGCUGCAGUUUUUUAAAGAAGCAUCAUGGACCAGGUAAUGCAGUUUGUUGAGCCAAGUCGGCAGUUUGUGAAGGACUCAAUUCGACUAGUUAAAAGAUGUACCAAGCCUGAUAGAAAAGAAUUCCAGAAGAUUGCCAUGGCAACAGCAAUAGGAUUUGCUAUAAUGGGAUUCAUUGGCUUUUUUGUGAAAUUGAUCCAUAUCCCUAUUAAUAACAUCAUUGUUGGUGGCUGAAUGCUGUUCCAGAAGAGUGUUUUUCAUCUUGGGAAUUGGUGAAUAAUUGGCGAAUUUGAGAAGCUCAUGGAGUAAAAGUUUGCCUACAUAUUUUGUGUUUUUCAUUUUAUUUCUUCCAAGAUGUUUUCUAUUUCUAAAUUAAAAGUAUUUCAAAAAAACAAACUUCUCUUUUUCAUCACAGCUUUUUCAGAUAACCCUUCCUGACCUUUCUUCCCCCCUCCCUCUUUCCUUUCCUUCCUUUGAAUUUUGGUUUAUAGGAGAAAUUAAUGGGCAUUGUGAAAUACUGCACUGAGUGCCCCUCUCUCAGCCAAACACUUUCCUUUAAUGGAAGAAGAAACAGUGUCCAUAAACCAUGUGAGCUGGUAGUUUUAAAUUUCUGUAGAAGUUCAGAUGCUACUUGAAAUAGGAUUUUGAAAAUCAUGGUUAAAACAUUGAAAUAAGAAACCCUCUUCAGAUAAACUGAUUAA
Molecule: messenger RNA, 802 nt
Organism: Talpa occidentalis (Iberian mole)
Lineage: Eukaryota; Metazoa; Chordata; Mammalia; Eulipotyphla; Talpidae
Gene: SEC61G
Product: SEC61 translocon subunit gamma
Exons: 4
Coding region: 129-335 (68 amino acids)
Biological process (GO): protein targeting; post-translational protein targeting to membrane, translocation
Cellular component (GO): Ssh1 translocon complex; membrane
Molecular function (GO): transmembrane protein transporter activity
Source: RefSeq, a predicted model, not a curated record